AUGGAACCUGAAUUCUCUCUUAAGAGGUCUGAUGAUCUCUGUAAUGAUUCAGCAAAUGUAUCUGAUAUAACAACAGUCACCAGGUCAUAUUUAUUGUGUAUUUUUGUUGGCUCUCUAUCUGUCCUUAUAAUGUGUGGAAAUCUUCUUGUAAUAAUCUCCAUCAUUUACUUCAAACAGCUCCACACUCCUACAAACUACCUCAUCCUCUCUCUGGCUGUGGCUGACCUGCUUGUUGGGAUUGUAGUUAUGCCUUUCAGCAUAAUACUGACUGUAACUUCAUGUUGGUAUCUUGAAGAUUUACUCUACAGAUAUUACGCAGUGUGUCAGCCUCUGAGCUAUAGAACUAAAAUGAAUGUCGGUGUUAUUGUUGUCAUGAUCCUGUUGAGCUGGACUGUUUCUGCACUACUUGGAAUUGGCAUCACAUUACAGGGAUUGAAUGAAGGGCAAUCAAAUCGGUGUGUUUUAUUUCAACAUACAAGUUCAGUAAUCAAGGGAACUUUUUUUGCUUUUUAUCUCCCAGCUAUCAUAAUGUUCUCCAUCUAUCUAAAGAUUUUCAUUGUGGCACAGAGACAGGCACGCAGCAUCCAGAACACAACCUGUCAGAGAAAAAGUAAGAGGGAAAGAAAGGCCACCAAAACUCUGGCUGUUGUUAUUGGAGUAUUCCUCAUCUGUUGGACUCCUUUUUUCCUUUGUAUCACUUUUUACCCUUUGAGUAAUUACACAAUACCAGUUCCUUUGAUUGAAACAUUUAAAUGGCUUGGAUGGUCCAACUCAAUGCUCAACCCAUUUGUCUAUGGUUUCUUUUACAGCUGGUUUCGAUCAUCUUUGAGAAUAAUCAUUUCUGGGAAAAUAUUUCAAGAUCCAGUUGAGAAGAGAAAGUAG
Centropristis striata (black sea bass) is the source of this 882-nucleotide messenger RNA. RefSeq names its product trace amine-associated receptor 1-like. The coding region runs from base 1 to 882 and encodes 293 amino acids. The record is from RefSeq and is a predicted model, not a curated record. Gene Ontology annotation, molecular function: trace-amine receptor activity. Gene Ontology annotation, biological process: G protein-coupled receptor signaling pathway. Gene Ontology annotation, cellular component: membrane. The transcript is spliced from 3 exons. Lineage: Eukaryota; Metazoa; Chordata; Actinopteri; Perciformes; Serranidae.